Molecule: messenger RNA, 11982 nt
Organism: Pogona vitticeps (central bearded dragon)
Lineage: Eukaryota; Metazoa; Chordata; Lepidosauria; Squamata; Agamidae
Gene: CELSR3
Product: cadherin EGF LAG seven-pass G-type receptor 3
Biological process (GO): homophilic cell-cell adhesion; cell surface receptor signaling pathway; G protein-coupled receptor signaling pathway
Cellular component (GO): plasma membrane
Molecular function (GO): G protein-coupled receptor activity; calcium ion binding
Source: RefSeq, a predicted model, not a curated record
CCGGGCACAAGAGCGACGCCGAGUGCAGGGAAGCCCGAAGCGCCUUUGAGGUGCCCGAGAAUGCGACUCGCUGCCUUUUCCCGUCCCGGCCCCCGUUCCCCUUUCUGCGGGUGGCUCACCCUGUUGACUUGCCUUCGGCUGGGCGCGGGCCAACCCGUGCCCUCCGGAGCUUCCCCACCCCGCUGCGACCGGGAGUGCUGGGGCGUCCUCCAAGACGUCUGCUGGCCCGGGCCCUGCGCUGGGCGGGCUUGGCCGGACGCCGUUUCAGCACCACCGGAGCCUCGGACAGCUCCCGGCACCGAGACAGAGCGGAGGCGGCCCCCUGCCUGCCUUUCCUUGCAUCCGUCUGACUCUACCAAAGGCUGUUUACAAACUCUUUGUUUUGGCGUGGAUUUUAGGAGCCCAUCAACUCCGGGAUUCCUUUCCUGUCUGCCAUUAAAGCCUACCCAUCCAGCUAUGCAGAAUGAGCUUACGCCUUCCUUAUGUGCCAAGAAAAGGAGACGAAGAGAAGGACCCCUGCCCGCCUUGCUGAGGACUCGUAGGGCAGCCAAUCGUCACCCCCUCUUCCCUCAAUAUAAUUACCAGGUCCAAGUGGCUGAAAACCAGCCUCCAGGGACUCCUGUGAUCACAAUAGCAGCACAAGACCCAGAUUCCGGGGAAGCCGGGAGGCUGCUCUAUUCCAUGGAUGCCCUGAUGAACAGCAGGUCUCUGGAGUUGUUUAACAUUGAUUCCCAAAAUGGCCUCAUCAGCACCACUGAAGUGCUGGACAGGGAAAAUAUGGACCUCCACUACUUCCGAGUGACUGCUGUGGACCAUGGGCUUCCUCGCCUCUCUGCCACCACCAUGGUUGCUGUCACAGUGGCAGACAGAAACGACCAUAAUCCAGUCUUUGAACAGAAUGAGUACAGAGAGACGAUCCGAGAAAAUGUCGAAGAAGGUUAUCCCAUCUUGCAGCUGAGGGCCACAGAUGUGGAUUCGCCACCCAACGCCAACAUCCGGUAUCGUUUUGUAAAUGAACAAGCAGCCCAUUCUGUCUUUGAAAUUGAUUCACGAUCUGGGCUGAUCACCACGAGUGGCCAAGUGGACAGGGAGAAAAUGGAGAAGUAUUCCUUGGUGGUGGAGGCAAAUGAUCAAGGUAAGGAACCUGGCCCUCAUUCAGCCACUGUUAGAGUCUAUAUCACUGUCCUUGAUGAGAAUGAUAACGUCCCACAGUUCAGCGAGAAGCGAUAUAUUGUUCAGGUCAGAGAGGAUAUAAGGCCUCAUUCAGAAAUUUUAAGGGUGACAGCCACAGACUUGGACAAAGACAACAAUGCUUUGGUUCAUUAUAACAUCAUCAGUGGGAACAGUAGGGGGCAGUUUUCUAUUGACAGUGUGACUGGUGAAAUCCAAGUGGUGGCUUCUUUGGAUUUUGAAGUUGAGCGAGAAUAUGCCCUGAGAAUACGUGCCCAGGAUGCAGGGCGGCCGCCCCUGUCCAACAACACGGGCAUGGUUAGCAUCCAAGUAGUGGACAUUAACGACCAUGCUCCCAUCUUCGUCAGUACACCCUUUCAAAUAUCUGUCCUAGAAAAUGCUCCCUUUGGCCAUUCAAUGAUCCACAUUCAGGCAGUGGAUGCAGAUUAUGGAGAGAAUGCCCGCCUGGAGUACAAGCUUACUGGGGUCUCAUCUGACACCCCUUUUGUGGUGAACAGUGCCACAGGCUGGAUUACUGUGAGUGGCCCUUUGGACCGAGAAACUGUGGAACAUUAUUUCUUUGGAGUAGAGGCCCGGGAUCAUGGCUCACCCCCUCUCUCUGCUUCCGCUAGUGUAACCAUAACUGUCAUGGAUGUCAAUGACAAUCGGCCUGAAUUCACCCAGAAAGAAUAUUUCAUCCGUCUCAAUGAAGAUGCUGCUGUAGGCACCAAUGUCCUCAGUGUCACAGCCAUUGACAGGGACGUAAACAGUGCCAUCAGCUACCAGAUCACAGGAGGGAACACCCGGAACCGUUUUGCCAUCAGUACUCAAGGGGGAGUGGGGCUAAUCACUCUCUCUUUGCCCCUGGAUUACAAACAGGAGAGGCGCUUCGUGCUCACGGUGACUGCCUCUGACCGGACACUGCAUGACAACUGCCAUGUUCAUAUCAACAUUACUGAUGCCAACACCCACAGGCCAGUGUUCCAAAGUGCUCAUUACUCAGUAAGUGUGAAUGAGGAUCGUCCUGUAGGCAGCACAGUGGUCAUGAUCAGUGCCACGGACGAUGAUGUUGGGGAAAAUGCACGGAUUACCUAUUACUUGGAGGAUAAUAUUCCUCAGUUCCGGAUUGAUGCCGACACUGGUGCCAUCACAUUGCAGGCUGAGCUAGACUAUGAGGACCAGGUGACCUACACGCUGGCCAUUACAGCCAAAGAUAAUGGGAUCCCUCAGAAAGCAGACACAACUUAUGUUGAAAUCAUGGUCAAUGAUGUCAAUGACAAUGCCCCUCAGUUUGUUAGUGCACACUACCAAGGCAUCAUAUCUGAGGACAGCCCUUCCUACACCAGUGUGCUCCAGAUCUCAGCCACUGACCGGGAUGCCCAUGCCAAUGGACGGGUGCAAUACACUUUCCAGAAUGGAGAAGAUGGAGAUGGGGAUUUCACAAUUGAGCCCACCUCUGGAAUUAUUCGCACUGUCCGUGAGCUGGACCGUGAAAGCAUCCCAGUCUAUGAACUCACUGCUUAUGCUGUGGACAGAGGGAUCCCUCCCCAGAGGACACCAGUCCAUAUUCAAGUUACUGUCCAGGAUGUGAAUGACAAUGCACCCGUCUUCCCAGCAAAAGAGUUUGAAGUCUUGGUGAAGGAGAAUAGCAUAGUGGGCUCUGUAGUCGCCCAAAUCACAGCUGUUGAUCCUGACGAAGGACCCAAUGCUCAGAUCAUGUAUCAGAUUGUAGAAGGCAACAUCCCUGAAAUUUUCCAGAUGGACAUCUUUUCCGGUGAGCUCACAGCUCUGAUUGACCUAGACUAUGAGACCAAGCCAGAGUACGUCAUUGUGGUCCAGGCAACAUCUGCUCCUCUUGUCAGCAGAGCCACAGUCCACAUCAAGCUCGUGGACCAGAAUGACAACAGCCCUGUUCUUAAAAACUUCCAGAUCCUCUUUAACAACUAUGUCUCUAACAAAUCCAACACCUUCCCAUCUGGGGUCAUAGGGAAGAUUCCUGCCUAUGAUCCUGAUGUGUCCGACAGGCUAUUCUAUACCUUUGAACGUGGAAAUGAACUGCACUUGUUGAUUGUCAAUCAGACUAGUGGGGAACUCAGGCUGAGCCGGAAGCUGGACAACAACCGUCCCUUGGUGGCUUCCAUGCUGGUGACAGUCACAGAUGGGAUCCACAGUGUGACCGCCCAGUGUGUCCUACGUGUCAUCAUCAUCACCGAGGACAUGUUAGCGAACAGCAUCACAGUGCGCCUGGAGAACAUGUGGCAGGAGCGUUUCCUCUCCCCCUUGCUCACCAACUUCCUUGAGGGCGUGGCCACUGUCUUGGCCACGCCCAAGGAGGACGUCUUCAUCUUCAACAUCCAGAAUGACACCGACGUUGGUGGCCAAGUGCUGAACGUCAGCUUCUCUGCCAUGGCACCCAGGAGCGGCCAUUUCUUCAGCUCGGAGGAGCUGCAGGAGCAGCUGUACAUGAAGCGCAUGACUCUCACCUCCGUCUCCAUGCUGGCGGUGCUGCCCUUUGACGACAAUGUCUGCCUUCGUGAGCCCUGCCAGAAUUACAUGAAGUGCAUUUCCGUGCUCAAGUUUGACAGCUCUGCGCCCUUCAUUGCCUCCCUCUCCACCCUCUUCCGACCCAUCCACCCUAUCACCGGCUUACGCUGCCGCUGUCCCAAGGGUUUCACGGGCGACUACUGCGAAAUGGAGAUCAACCUCUGCUAUUCCAACCCUUGCCAUAAUGGAGGCGUCUGCACUCGCAAGGAGGGUGGCUACACCUGCAUCUGCCGCCAGCACUUCACAGGUGACAAUUGUGAGGUGGAUAGUCGGGCAGGACGCUGCGUCCCAGGUGUAUGUAGGAAUGGUGGCACCUGCACCAAUUCAGCAGAUGGGGGCUUCCAGUGCCAGUGCCCUCCUGGGGGUUUUGAGAAGCCCUACUGUGAAGUAUCUACACGCUCCUUCCCUCCAAAAUCUUUUGUCAUGUUCCGAGGACUCCGUCAGAGGUUCCACUUGACUCUCUCACUCUCAUUUGCCACCUUGGAGCACAGCGGCCUUCUUCUCUACAAUGGACGUCUAAACGAGAAGCACGAUUUUCUGGCUGUGGAGAUUGUGGAUGGACAGGUCCAGCUGAAGUACUCCACAGGUGAGUCAAGUACCAUCGUUACUCCCUACGUGCCAGGAGGGGUGAGUGAUGGGCAGUGGCAUACAGUUCAGCUUCAUUAUUACAACAAGCCCAAGAUCAGCUCCCUGGGCUCCGUGCAGGGGCCUUCCAAAGACAAAGUGGCCAUCCUAAUGGUGGACAAAUGUGAUGCAUCAGUGGCACUGCAGUUUGGAAGCGAGAUUGGCAACUACUCGUGUGCAGCAGAAGGAGUGCAGUCCAGUUCCAAAAAAUCGCUGGACCUCACUGGGCCUUUGCUCCUUGGAGGGGUCCCCAAUCUGCCUGAGAAUUUUCCAGUGGAACACAGGGAAUUUGUGGGGUGCAUGAGAGAUCUAUACAUUGACAAUAAACGCAUUGACCUGGCUUCCUACAUUGCAAACAAUGGGACCUCUGCAGGUUGCCAUGCCAAGCACUCCUUCUGUGAUUCAAACCCUUGUAAGAACAGUGGCACCUGCACAGUGGGCUGGUCGUCCUUUGCCUGUGAGUGCCCAAUAGGCUUUGGAGGCAAGGACUGCAGGCACGUCAUGCAUCACCCUCACCGUUUCCAUGGCAACAGCAUCCUCUCAUGGGACUUCAAAAACGAGGUGAAGAUCUCCGCUCCUUGGUAUCUGGGGCUGGCAUUCCGGACACGCCAACUGAAUGGAGUGCUACUCCAAGCACAUGCUGGCCAGUAUACCACCAUCCUCUGCCAGCUGGACUCCGGCCUGCUCUCCUUUGUGGUGAACAGGGGAUCCGGACGCACCACCAAGCUCCUUCUGGAUCAAAUGCAGCUGAACGAUGGGGCAUGGCAUGAUCUCCAGCUCCAGCUCCAGGAUGUCCGCAGUGGCCGAGAGACUCGAUAUAUUGUCACCCUCAAUCUGGAUUUUGGCUCCUAUCAGGAUACUGUAGUGGUUGGCAAUGACCUGCAUGGUCUGAGGGUGAAACACCUCCAUGUUGGGGGAAUCCUAGAAUCUGGUAAAGUGCACCAUGGUUUGGAGGGCUGCAUCCAGGGAGUACGCUUAGGUGAAACAGCCGCAGGGACUGCAUUGCCCAAGCCCAGCAGCACUUUGAACGUGGAGGCGGGAUGUACGGUGCCCAACCCUUGUGACUCCAGCCCCUGCCCCCUCAACAGCCUCUGCCGGGACAAGUGGCAAACCUACUCCUGUGUAUGCAAGCCAGGGUAUUACGGGGGGAACUGUGUUGAUGCCUGUCAUCUGAACCCAUGCAAGAACAAGUCAGUAUGUCGGCGGAAGCCAGGGGCUCCCCAUGGUUAUAUCUGUGAGUGUGGAGAAAAUCACUUUGGGCAGUAUUGUGAACACAGGAUGGAUCAACAGUGUCCCAAGGGCUGGUGGGGGAAUCCAACAUGCGGACCCUGCAACUGCGAUGCAGCCAGAGGAUUCGACCCGGACUGUAAUAAAACCAACGGACAAUGUCAUUGUAAGGAAUUUCAUUACCAUCCGAGAGGGAGUGACACCUGCCUUCCCUGCGACUGCUACCCCAUUGGCUCCUCCUCACGUUCCUGCGAUCAGGAAACGGGCCAAUGCCAUUGCAGGCCAGGUGUGAUUGGCCGACAGUGUAACAGCUGUGACAGCCCUUUUGCAGAGGUGACUCCCAGUGGCUGCCAGGUCCUCUAUCAUGCAUGUCCUAAGUCUCUAAAAGCCGGGGUGUGGUGGCCUCAGACCAAGUUUGGCCUUCCAGCUGUGGUGCCUUGUCCCAAAGGUUCACUGGGUGCAGCAGUUCGAUACUGUGAUGAGGCAAGAGGCUGGCUGGAACCUGAUCUCUUCAACUGCACCUCUCCUGCCUUCAAGGAACUCUCAGCCUUGCUUGAGGGUCUGGAGAGGAAUGAGACAGAGCUAAACACCAUAGAAGCCAAGAAGCUGGCCCUCCAGUUACGCGCAGUGACCGACCAGAUGGAGCGCUACUUUGGCAACGAUGUGCACAUCACGUACCGCCUGCUUUCCCACUUGAUGGCAUUUGAGAACAGGCAGCAUGGCUUCGGCUUGACAGCCACCCAAGAUGCCCACUUCAAUGAGAACCUCCUGCGGGUUGGCAGUUCAGUUCUGGCCUUAGAGAACCAGGAGCACUGGGAUGUGUUGAGACAGAACCACCAUGGCAGCGCGGGCCUGAUGGAACAGCUGAGAGAGUACACAGGCACCUUGGCCAGCAACAUGAAACUCACCUACCUCAACCCUGUUGGUGUGGUGACUCCCAACAUUGUGCUCAGCAUUGAUCGCAUGGAAAACCACACCCACUUCAGGAGACGCUACCCCCGCUACCACAGCACCCUCUUCCGUGGCCAAGCUAUGUGGGAUCCACACACCCAUGUCGUCCUUCCUCUUUCAGUCCUUACACCCCACAAAGUAGAGGCUCCAACCACGGCUGUGCCUAUUCCUGUAAACAGCGAAACUAAUGACACGGUGGAAAGUUCACCUCCAAAGCACUCCCUGCCAGAACCUGAACCUGCUGUAACCAUCCUCAUCCUCAUCAUUUACCGUACCCUCGGAGGGCUCCUGCCCGCCCGCUACCAGGUGGAUCGACGCAACCUCAGGCUGCCCAAGAACCCUGUGAUGAAUUCCCCCAUUGUGAGUGUGUCUGUGUUUAGGAAUCACACUUUUCUCCAGAACACUUUGGAGGCACCCUUGGUGCUGGAUUUCCACUUGCUUGAGACUGCCAACCGUAGCAAGCCUCUCUGUGUUCAGUGGAAUCGCUCUAGCCAGAUUGAGCCCACAGGCUUCUGGACAGCACGGGAUUGUGAUCUUGUGUACCGAAACACCACACACGUCCGCUGCCACUGCUCUCAAUUUGGCACUUUUGGGGUCCUGAUGGACAGCUCCCACCGAGAGCAGCUGGAAGGCAACCUGGAGACCUUGGCCAUUGUCACCUAUUCUCUGGCAUCCGUCUCCCUUCUGUGCUUGCUGCUGACUUUCUCCUUCCUGAUCUGCCUGAAAGGCCUCAAGUCAAACACCCGGAGCAUCCACUGCAACAUCUCUGUCACACUCUUCUUCUCUGAAUUGCUCUUUCUUUUGGGUAUCAACCGUACUGAAAACCAGUUCCUCUGCACUGUGAUCGCCAUCCUCCUGCACUACUUCUUCCUCUCCACUUUUGCCUGGCUCUUUGUGCAAGGCCUGCAUAUUUACCGCAUGCAGAUGGAAGCUCGCAACAUCAACUAUGGGGCUAUGAGGUUCUAUUAUGCCAUUGGCUGGGGGGUCCCUGCCAUCAUCACUGGGCUAUCAGUUGGCUUGGAUCCAGAGGGUUAUGGGAACCCAGAUUUCUGUUGGAUUUCCAUCCACGACAAACUGGUCUGGAGUUUUGCAGGGCCCAUUGUUGUCGUCAUUGUGAUGAACGGGGUGAUGUCUCUGCUGGUGGCAAAGAUGCUGUGCUCACCAGGCCAGAAGGAAGCCAAGAAGAAAUCUGUUCUCAUGACGCUGCGCAGCUCCUUCGUUCUGCUUCUAGUUAUUAGCACUACUUGGCUUUUUGGCCUCUUGGCUAUCAACAACAGUGUCCUGGCUUUCCACUACCUCUACACUGUCCUCUGCGGUCUUCAGGGCUUAGCAGUGCUGGUUCUGUUCUGUGUGCUAAACAAAGAGGUCCAGGAAGCCUGGAAGCUGGCCUGUCUUGGCAAGAAGGGUCAGGGUGAGGAGGCCACCAGAAGUGGUCAGGGCCCAAAUGCCUACAACAACACAGCCCUUUUUGAGGAGAGUGGUCUCAUCCGUAUCACACUGGGAGCCUCUACCAUCUCGUCUGUCAGCAGCGUGCGUUCAGCUCGAACACAUUCCAGUCAGCGGGGUUACCUCAGAGAGAACAUGAUGGCACAUCAGGGCUCAGCUCUGGAUCACAACCUGCUGAAUCAUGCUGGCCCCACAGAUCUUGACGUAGCCAUGUUCCACCGGGAUGCAGGGCCAGAUCAAGACUCCGACUCAGACAGUGACCUCUCCCUCGAUGAAGAACGCAGUCUUUCGAUCCCCUCAUCAGAGAGCGAAGAGAAUGUCCAUCUCCGGGGCAGGUUCCAGCGCCAGUUCAAAAGGGCAGCACACAGCGAGAGGCUCCUCACCAAUCCUUCCAACACCACCCCCAAAGAUGUAGAUGGCAAUGACCUGAUGUCCUACUGGCCAGCCCUGGGUGAAUGUGAAGUUCAUCCUUGUUCCCUCCAGAAGUGGGGCUCAGAGCGGAAACUUGGAUUUGAUAUUAACAAGGAUGCUGCCAACAAUAACCAGCCGGACUUAGCCCUGACCAGUGGGGAUGAGAACUCUCUCACCCAAACGCAGCGGCAGAGGAAGGGCAUAUUGAAGAAUCGUCUCCAGUACCCUCCAGCUUUGCAAGGCCUCUCGUCCGUGAGCAGAAUGACCAAUGACCUUUCCUGGUAUAGAACGUCCACUCUGGGUCACAGAGCAGUUCCUGCUGCUUCUUAUGGCAGAAUCUAUUCAGGUGCAGGCAGCCUUUCUCAGCCAGCAAGCCGUUACUCUUCCCGGGAACAACUUGACAUGCUGAUGAGGAGGCAGAUGUCUAGAGAACAGCUGAGUCGGAAUAACUCUGGCGAAUGCCUAGAUGUUAUAGGCAGCAGACAUGGUUCUCGGGAGCAACUGGACACCAUCUUGAACAGACCUGGGUCGAGAGACCACCUGGAUACAAUUCUUAGUCGACAUGGGUCUAGAGAGCACCUUGCAAGCAUACCCAGCAGGCAUGGGUCUACAGAAAACUUGGCUGAAGUAGCUACUGGACAUGAUAAAAGAAAUCACAGAAACACUCUACCCAGGAGGCAGGGAUCUAGAGACCAUCCAGAUACUCUACCCUGUAGAUUUGGGUCACGAGAACAUCUAGACUGCACUGGGGCAGUAAGAGACAUCUCCAGAGAAUGGCUAAACACUAUGCCAGCCAGGCAAGCCUCUAGAGAUCGAAUGGACACUUUGCCAAGUCGAGACACUUCUCGAGAACAGUUGGAUCUGCUUUCUAGAAGGCAGCCUUCAAGGGACCAACUAGCUUCAGCUAGACAAACAUCAAGAGAGCAGCUGGACUUUUUAUCCAGAAGAUCUAAUUCCAGAGAGCCUCUGGACAUAGUGCCUAGCAGGCAGGCUCCUCGGGAAAAUCUGGAGCCCUUUUCUAGACAGCAGCCCUCUAGAGAAAAUCUUGAACUCCUCUCUAGAAGGCUCCCUUCUAGAGAAAAUCUAGAAGCAAUCCCCAGCCGUCACCCCUCUACAGAGCAAUUAGACAUCCUUUCUUCCAUCCUAGCUUCUUUUAACUCCUCUGUCUUAUCCUCUGUGCAAUCAUCCAGUACUCCCUCAGGCCCACAAACCACCCCCACUCCUUCUGCAGCACAGACGUCCUCCACACCUUCCAUGCCUUCUAUACCAUGCCCGUCACCGCCUCGCUCUGCUACAUCUCACAGUAUUUCCGAGCUGUCACCAGACUCAGAAGUCACAAGAAGCGAGGGUCAUUCCUGAGGGCCCCAACUGCUGGGACCAAGGAAGAAUCAGGAAUGAUUGCUGGGCCAAGAACUGCCAGUGGAGGAUAGGGAUCCUGAAGGCACCUACAAGGAAAGGACUGAGUCUGACUGGAGGCCCAAAUCAACUGCGUCCUCCCCCAGCACUCGGCGGUGGAGAACUCAUGGAUGAGAGUCGGGCAAGAAGCGCAGACCUGGCUGUGGAAGAAAGGCGUCCCUUGGGUAUCUCAGUGCCAGACUGGCCACUCUCCCGGCCCAGAGGCCCACCCUCUAUGGACGGUGGGGCAAGGCAGUAAACCCACCAUGAGCGACCUCCCAGACCAUAGUUACAUAUCAGAACCAGACCAAUUGAAAUCUUCCAUUGUGAAACUUUCCUAGACUCUGUGCAAAUGUGGAAGGGCAGGGGAGGGGCAGGGGAAAGGGUUUUAUACAUUUUUGUAUCUUUGUAAUCAGAAAGAAGAGAAAUAUCUAUGGUUAUUUUUACGCUUCUUCUGUUCCCGUUGCUGUGAUACCAGUUUCAUUUCUCUUGGCAGUGACAUAUUGAAAUAGUGUCAAGAUACUAGGCAGGCUUGUCUCCCUCAGAAGAUUUGGGGGGCAGGAAAAUGGAGCAGCACCUACUUUGCAAAUCCUCUUGAGGUUGUCCUUUUUGCCGGUCCUGUUGUGUAUUUGCCCUAUGUUCUGACAGCCAUCUUUCUGAGGAAGGGAUGGGGAAAGAAGCCUUCACCCCCACACACAACACUGUUUAAAGCCAGUAUUGGUAUGUGUAGGUGCUAGUAUCCACCUUCUUUUGCCAUUAUCCCCACAUUCACUUAACCUGGACCUCUGAAAAUUCUCCCUCCUGUUGGCCCAACUUCACUAUUUUAAUCUGGGGCCAUUAUUGUUUACAUACACUUCCCUAUAUGGCAUAAAUACUUUUUACCUUCCAUAGUCAUUAUCCAUUAUGUCAGCCUGCGAUUGGAUGAGUUUUGUAGAAAUGCAUCCACCCACAGACUCAGACCUUAAUCCACUACCAUCCCCAGCCAAUCUGUCUAAUCCUGGUCGUAAGUGAAGACCAAGUUUAGACUUAUCUAAAAGCCGUCUUGCUCUGGCUGCGCCUUAUGGAACACAUGAGGAACUUGGCUUUUUUUUUUCCUUUUUAAAAAAUGUGUUUCAAUUUUCUUUCAUCCUAACCAGGAAACAAACACUGGCUGAAAUCUUGUUGCUCCCAGAUGACUAUUUGAAGAGCGACAGUUGCGACAGCAACUCCGUUACACUGCGUAAGGCUGAUUAGGUCAUCAGCUCUGGUGAUUUUUCACCCCAUUUCUCAUUUCAUCCCUCCUCUUAAGGUCCUUAGACUUCCUUGGGCUCACCUUCCUCAUGGGGAAAUCAUUAGGGGCAGUGGGCUGCAAUGGGGGAGGCUUUAGUUUCCUAGAGACGAUUUUACCAGCAAGGGUAAUUUUCAGAAAUCAAAGACUCCCUUCCCACCUUGCAGCCCCCAGCCACUUCUCCAUAACACAAGAGGUCCUGGGGGGGCCUUGGGAUCUGCAGGAGCCAUUAUCAGCCUUAUGCAGUGUUAUGUUGUACAGCAGGAUCUCAGCCACUGUGUCUUGCCCAACACCAUUGGUGGGGAAUGCAUGACUGUCUGGAUGUUUCUUGACUAGAAUGCCCAUCAGCCUUAGACAGAAUACUCAGUGCAAAAGAAUGAUGAGAGUUGCAGCCCAUUGUUACCAGAAGGACCACACUUUUUCUAUCCCUCGGCUCUAGGCUCUUCUGAUUUCUAUAUCUGGGUCUGGAUAAGUGUGAGAGGGUGAAGGGUGUGGAACCAAUCUUGGAGUGAGGAGGACCUCCUCAUUCUUUGCUGGCUUUUGUUUUAUAUGCUGCAUGACUAGAGGAAUUCAGAAAGUCCAGAUUUCAUCCUCAUAACUGCUGCAGAGUUUUGAAUUUCUGGUUAAAUUUCUCUAGCUACACAUCAGAAGUACAGGAAUUCACAAAGCAGGAUAGCUUUAAGUUCCCCAGAGUAGCCCACCCUUUUAUCAUUAAUUAGCACAUACAGGGUCAAUAACCCCACUCUGAGACAUUUUAAAAAGACAGAAUAAAAGGUUUCAUUACUUAGAAUUGAAUAGAUCAGACAGCAGCCUGGCAAACAUGACUGCUUUCAGCAGCAGACUUCAACAGAUUCCAGAGAGGGGGAAAGCGGCACAGUGUAGAGUGGCAGAGCUCUUUUUGAAUUCAGGGGCAGGGAAGACAUGAUUGGUUAGUGCUGGAUAGAUUG